UCUAAGAGGCAGCUCCGUCACCAAGUGGCAUCUCUAAAGAAACUUCAGUCUCCCACCCAAGGCACCUGCACACUUUCCGAGUAGGUCCCAGCACCUACCACCUUCUUCAAGAUGUUCUCCAAUUUCUGCUGGGUCUUUCUUCACCCCUGAGAGACAAAGCAAGAAUGAGCGUGCGAUCACGUGGUGGGAGCGGCAGAGGCUCAGGACGCAGCAGGUGGCUUUGGCUCCUGUGCUCUAAAGGCGCCUGCGGUAACAGUGGCGGCUCCUUCUUCCUGGAGGCGGCUUUGGCUCCAGUGGACCUUUGCUAUGGUGGCGGCAACAGCGGCGGCACUGGCUCCUGGCUUGGCGGCGGCGGCGGCGGCGGCGGCGGCGGCGGCGGCGGCGGCGGCAGCAACAACAGCAACAUCGUGGGUUGCAGCGUGGUGGCUCGACAAGGUGUUUGCUCCAGUAAUUCCGGUGCUCUGGCAGAAGCGAUGGCGGUGUCAUUGGCUUCUUGCUCUGGUAGCAGCAGCGACAUUGGCUCCAGCGUUUCGUGUGCUCUGUCAGCAGCCGCGACUUUGUGCUCUGGUGGCGAAGAUGGCUCGGUGAGGCGGCGUCAACGGUUCCUAUGCUCUGGCGGCUUAGCUCCCAACAGUUUCUGUGCUCUGGCGGCGUUGGCUCCGUGCUCUGGGGCUCUGGAGGCGGCGUCGGUUCCUGAGCUCCCGAAGAGGCGUUGGCUCCAACGGUUCCUGUGCUGCAGCGGCGGCUGGGGCGGCGACGGCGGCCUUAGCCCCAACGUUCCUUUGCUCUAGCGGCAGCUGCAGGAGUGCCGUUGGCUCUGUGCUCUGGUGGCAGCUAUGGCGGCAACCGUAAGGGCCUUAGCUCCAAUGUUCCUGUGCUCUGGAGGCAGCGACUGUGGCUUCCUGCCUGCCCUGGUGGCAUUUGCUCCCUGCUGUGGCGGCUUGGUGGCGGGGGCUCCCUGAGUGGCGGAGCUGGCAGUGGGACUCCGCAAGGCGGCAGGAUUCCCUGCUGUGGCCGCGGUGGAGGCAACCUUGGCAGCAGCUACCACAACUACUACUGUGAUCAAGACACAGUUACAACAGCAGCUGUGCUAAUGGUGGCAGGGAAAUGGACACUUGCUGUUGGUUAGCUCAAGUGCCCCGCCCUGAAGUUCGGUUUGCCCUCUGGGGGCGUGGCUGCAGAGACAGUUCAUAAAUUUGGACCAAUAAUGUUGCUACUAUUUGCAAACCCUUAUUAGCAUAAAGGAGAAUAGAUAGCAUUGACACAAGAGAUAUGUACACGCUAGCUGCGCACACUCAAGCACCAAGCCUCUGUGCAGUGUUCAGAGAUAGAUUUUGGCGUUUCGAUUUAGCAUACUCAGCACCCUGAACCCUGCAAAACAAAAUUGGUGGUGAGCUUCUGUGGUCUGCUUGAAUACCUGCUAUUUCAUAAGGCAAACAACAACAACAAAAUGCUCAGCAUGUUUCCUGAAACUCCAUUCUUCUCACAGAGAGAAAAGAUACGUUGGACUGAACUUUUUUUUCCCUCCCUGCAUACUCUUUUAUGAGUUGAGUCUUCCUACCUGAAAAUAAAUCAGAGUGUAUGAAAUUAACUUGUGUUAUUUAAUUUCGUCUCCUUCAGGAAAUGAAAUGCGUUAUCAAACCUGAAGCAAAUUUAUAUUUUUCCUCUUAUUUCCCUCCUAUCUUUUAGG
Molecule: messenger RNA, 1690 nt
Organism: Marmota monax (woodchuck)
Lineage: Eukaryota; Metazoa; Chordata; Mammalia; Rodentia; Sciuridae
Product: keratin, type II cytoskeletal 1-like
Exons: 2
Coding region: 165-791 (208 amino acids)
Source: RefSeq, a predicted model, not a curated record